Molecule: messenger RNA, 1313 nt
Organism: Aspergillus pseudonomiae
Lineage: Eukaryota; Fungi; Ascomycota; Eurotiomycetes; Eurotiales; Aspergillaceae
Exons: 3
Coding region: 285-1220 (311 amino acids)
Molecular function (GO): protein binding
Source: RefSeq, a predicted model, not a curated record
UGUUCCGCUAAGUACGUCACUUGAACACCUUUCUUUACUACAGCUUCCACCCAAACAUCAAUUUGGAUAACUCUCGGAAAUCGUCAUUAUUCCCCUAUUUCUCUUGGAAUACUGAGCAUAUUGAGUUGUCUGUUUCCGCUCAUACGUCGGCACACUACAUAACGACGACCUUGUAGUACCUUGUUCUGCCCCACUUCUCCAACCGAUCCCAUCCAUACUCAAUCCCACUUCGAAUCUCUCUACACCUCUCUACACCUCUCUACAACUCUUGCCACGACACUACCAUGGCUCCCUCCGAUUUGGACCAGCUCAUUGAAAUGGGCUUCGAUAAGGAACGAGCCGAGUUGGCCGUUACCAAGAGCGGUGGUCUCCAGGGUGCUUUAGAAUGGCUCGAAGCGAACCAAGACAAAUCUUUAGAGGAGAUAAAGGCCGAUGCCAAUAAUGAUGAUGAGGAAGAGGGCCCUCAGCUUCAACCAGGCGAGGAAGCUAGGAGCCUGGUCUGCAACGACUGUGGAAAGAAAUUUCGAAGCCAUGCACAAGCGGAAUUCCACGCUUCCAAGUCUCAACAUGUUGAUUUCUCUGAAUCUACGGAGGAACUCAAGCCUCUCACGGAGGAGGAAAAGAAAGCUAAGCUGGAGGAGCUCAGACAAAGGCUGGCAGCGAAGCGAUCGGUGCAGUCUGAGCAGGAUAAGAUUGACCAGAAGAGAAAUGAAGAAAUCCGACGAAAGAGCACUAAAGAAUCCCAAGAUGUGAAGGAGGAGCUCCAGAGGAAGCAAAUGAUGAAGGAAGCAGAGAAGAAGAAACAGGAGAAGCUGGCAGACAUCGAAGCGAAACGACGUGUCAAGGCGAAGAUUGAGGCUGAUAAAGAAGAGCGGCGACGGAAGGCUGAGCGGGAGCGCGCAGAACGAGCGGGUGUCGUACCUCCAGCUGAACCAGCUUCUACUCCAUUGGCCACAAGCUCGGGCCCUUCCACUUCGAAGCCCGCAUCUGCCUACACUGAAACUCGUCUGAGAUUCCAAACCUCUAAAGGAAACAUUAUGAAAACGCUUCCUGUCACGACCACGCUGUUCGAGGUUGCUGCUGCUCUUAAGCAGGAGGAUGGCAUUGACGUUCAGAGUUUCUUGCAGACCUUCCCAAGAAAGGUCUUCGAUUCUGAAUUCUACGGCGAGUCGCUAAAGGACCUUGGCCUUACGCCCAGUGCAAGCCUCGUAGUCCAGUGAGUGGCUCUUGUUGGAGGUAUCAGCCACAGGCGGGAGUAAAUAUUUAUCAAGAAUAGUAAUGGCAAGAAGAACAUUGAUACCACGAGAAAACCA